Molecule: messenger RNA, 213 nt
Organism: Hydatigera taeniaeformis
Lineage: Eukaryota; Metazoa; Platyhelminthes; Cestoda; Cyclophyllidea; Taeniidae
Source: the annotation of a GenBank genome assembly
AUGGUCUGUCUGGCCAAAUUGCCUUUCUUGCCUGUCGCCGCUAGUCGCUCAGUGCAAACCUCCUUUCCCAAUGGACUCCUCUCUUCCAUUGCCCUACGAUUCCCUUCAUUCCCACAGCCAUCCAUCCUGUUCGGCAGAUGCCCUUAUGACUACCUGGAGGAGGACGACCGCGUGGAAAACUACGAGGAGGGGAGAAGGGAGUCCGGCACCUAA